CUACAGCUCUAGAUUCCACUAAAAAUUUGAGUGUUUGUUGUUCUUCGGAACUUCAAUUUGUAGAAAAUGGAGGCAAUUUUGUAGAUUACGAAAUACUUUAAAAUUGUGUGGAUGGUUUAGUAAGUUUGGACGUUAUGCCAUCUCGGUGCCUCACAGGCGUGUGCAACCGGAAAUCGCCCCAGAGAAGUCUAGGGCGAGUGAGUGCAGUGUACCGAACAGUAACCGCUGCCGCACAUCGAUUUGUCACCAGAGCAUCAGUUGAGUUAUGCUCACGGGUUUUUCUACAUAAUAAUACUGUUACAGUUUAAAGUAGUUAAUUACUUGACAAUCUGUUCAUUCAAGUAAUUUUAAUUUAUAGCUACGGCCUGAACUAAAGCGACUAGGCUGGAAACAUGUUUUGGGUGAUUUGUUUUACAUAAGGCACGUUUUGCGGGUACCAGGCCAGAGUAUCGAAUAAGUAUCGUUACUAUACUCACGAGUAGUAUCGGAAUAAAAGUAUCGUAAUCAUGAAAAAUAUUGAAAGUAUUGAUACCUAAACAUAUCGAUACUUUUCUAUAGCAUUGUUUAAAAAUUACUAAAAUAAACAUUAGAUUUAUGAAAUAUUUAUUUUAACUAUCUGUAAAUAAAUCUUAGCUAAUACUGUAAUUUUUAAAGUGAAUGGUUUUAUAAUCUAGGGUCUAGCAAUUAUCUACAAAUAUUGUCUAUAUCAUUUAAAAAAAAUUAAUUAAAACACAUUAAAUUGAUCAAAGAAAAGUUUUAUUUCAAUUAUCUACAUAUCUGUCGUAUCACAGGCUCGGUCAUCUUGAAAGUUAAUGUUUUUGAUUCUAGGGUCAAACAAUUAUCAACAAAUGUUGAGUUAGCACAAACUUUGACAUCUUGUGUAAGGCAAUGUUUUUGAAUCUUGGGUCUAGAGAGCAGGACAUUGCAAUCAAAUGAUUAUUUAAAACUGAAUUCACAUCUACGUUGCACAUUUUAUUAAUUCCUUUUUUACAUUUCUCACUCUUUGUCUGUACAGUCACUCAUAAUCUAAUUUAUCCAGACGUUUCAAUGAUAAGUCUGUUUCGUGUCUUUGACAAUGUAUUGCCUGCCUUCGAAAAUAAAGGUUUGGAGGGGACUGAUGCCUCUGAAACUGAUGGAUAUUCACUGGCUAGCUUAUUUAACUGAAGAAAUACAGAUUUCACAUCUUCCUAUUGGUAAAAAAGGAUCAGUCGACAGUGGUGUUGUCAUUGUGCUGCGAGACUUCCAGUCAGUUAUACAGCUACCAUUUCUGUCUACACUGGUGAAACACACCCGUUUUAAGGAAUUUUCAACCAAUCUUCUGCUGAGCCAAGCUGAGUUACAGUUAUCAAUAGUUUUGCUGGCUCGUAGUUCUAGACUUUUGUUCACAGCGAGAGUUGGCGUUUAUCCUGAACCGGCUGGGGACAAGACCAGAGGUCCUAGAACAGAGUUUUCCAAUUGCCCUCCCCUGAACUUAGUCGAGUAUAUUUUAUCUAAUUAUCGUGUGUAGAAUCAUCUUCUCUAGAAUAAACAUAACAUUAUCUUCAAUCAGUUUCAAUGGGUCGUCGUACACUAAAGAAUAUGGUAUAAAUAUUUUUCAGAGCUAGCAGAUAUUUUCUUUUAAAUGAUAUGGUUUCAUGUAAGUACCUUAACUUUAAAUGUUAGCGAUGUGAAAUGAUGUCCGAUACUCACAAAUUCAUAUGAUCCAUAUCAAAAUAUAGAAGAAUAGUUGAAAAAAGAAUAAUUUGACUUUUUUUUAUAUUCAAUAAUUCCGUGGAUGUGUUACAUCAGACCCAUAUUUAUAAUAAGACUAUUAAUGAGAAUAAGUGUUAAUUAAAACAAGAUAUAUAUACACACACACAUACAUAUUUAUAUACAUUUAUACAUCUAUAGAUUUACACACACGAGAAAACACAACACAGAAGUAACCUGGGUUGUUACAAUGCAGUUGUUUGUAAUUGCUCAUAUAAAUGUGGUAGCCAGCCUCGUUGCAUCAAUGCCAGCAGAUAUUACGUACGUUAUCAGUUUGCAGUACCUACGUCUGGUAAUGAGGGGGAAGAUAUGGACGGGCCAACAGCUUGCAGUCAUCAUGCAGCCUUGCAUGCUUCAACCACGUAUUAAAAAAAUGUAGACUACUAAAUCAAGUCUAUGCAGAAUGAUGGCUGCUGAAUUCUCUUUGCAGAUAAAUAGAGACAGUGUAACUUGUGAUCGCCUCCACUGGAGGCUGACGGGAGGAGGUUCAGAUAUUAGAAUCCAGCCAGUUCUAAUUCUCAUUGUUUUACUAUAUUCUGAAAACAUGUGGCCGGGAAUCACAGUACUGCAAUAAAACUCCAGUCGGGGAAAUUAAAAAUAAUAUAUUUUCACUCCUCGUCCAUCCAACUCCCAUACAGAAAACUUGUCCCAAAUCUCAUGUUGUGGUAUGUAGGUACUUCUUAAUUCUGAUUUCACUUCCAUUAGAAUUCAGUCCUUGCUAUAUAAAUAUUUCAGGACAUUGAAGUCAACAUUCCUGGGGAAAAAAAACCAGUAUUAAAAACAUACUUUGGCAAGCAGAACACAUUAAAACAAAGCUCUUAAUAUUUUAAUGUAAACUAGAAAAUACAAAAAAUUUUAUCACUUUUAAUUUAUAUAUUUUCUUGGAACAUUUAUAUAACAUCAUUAUGAUGUCUGUUCCUGGUAGCAAAAGCAAAUAAUGCUGACUCAUAUGGCAGUUAGGGUGCUUGGUGGGAGAGAUUGGUAAUGUACUAAAGUGCCAUGCUCAUUAUGGGCAUAUGCAUAGCUGGGAACUAGGGUGCACAAAGGUGUGUAUAAAGGAUGGCAAGAUCACGGGUGGAAGCUCCAAAGGGAAUGGAGGCGAACUGAAAGGGCGAGGCACACUUUCCUUGUGAGGACAGGGAGGGAGUGGAUUGGGCUGGGAUAGGAAUGCUGGGGGAGAUAGAUACAGGGACCUGAGGAGAUGACAAAGAAGGGAAGGGGGGAGCCACCACGUGAAAGCUCGAUUGCGAGUGUAACAAAUCAUAUCAUGUGAGGAGGGUUCUGGGCUCAAUCCCAAAAACCCGGUAUGACUUAAAUUUAUGUGCACUGAGUUGUUACCCCAGUGACUCAAAGUCCAGAAUCUUGGAAGUCCUGUCACCUCAUGUUACUGGGCAUGAUCAUCCGAUGUAACACCCUAUGAAAAAAUAUCCUAAUGCAAUCGCAGAUUCAUAAAAGAUAGAAGUUUAUAAGAGCACAUACAUUCAGUAACUGUUAAUUUUUGUCAUCAACUGUGCUCAUAAUGAGCUUCUAUAGUAAAUAAAGUAAUUUGCAGAAAAAAAAAGUAAUAAAUGCAAGGAUAGAAUCACUUAAAGUAUAUAUGUAAUUGUUAUCAUCGUCUUACCUUCCUAUAGCUGUUAUAAAAUCCAGACUUACUGCACAUCUGUACGUGGAGGUUAAGCAAUCUUCAUUAUCUUGUAUCAACAACCGCAGCUUUACAAGAGUUGAAAUCUAACAAAAGGAAGAAAAAAUAUUACCUUACAAGUAGAAACUAAUGAGAAAACGAAUGCACAUUUUAUACUGACCAUACAGCUAAAAAUGUAAUUGCCCUGCCAUUAUUAUGGAGGUGCGGGGUUGAAAUGGUUAGAACACUAGUUUCUCGCCAAGUAAUAUGUACAUGCAAAUCGUAGUUUUACGUUGCAAAAAAUCCAGAAGUCGGUUUUAUUAUCAUUACUAUCAUCAUUAUUAUUUUACUUGGGCUGCUGAAUCCGAAUAUGGAGUUAUCCAACAAAAUUUCCUGGUGCCUUUUGAGAUAUUCGCAAAACACAGUGAAAUUUUCGCACGUUUUUUGGUUUUUUUGUUCAUAAUUUAUACUGUAUAUAUGGUAGCAAAAAAUGCACUCACACCAUUUUUUAAGUAUACCACAUUUUACACAAUAUGAAUUCAACUGCGGCUCUGUACGUGUUAUGGUUCCCAUGAUACAGCACUUAAAAAUGGUAAUUUUUUUGAAGAAAAAAAAAGUGUAAUUUUAAGUUUUGGGUCAAAUUUUAGAGUCAAAUAUUAGGAAACAUAGUGAUCCUACGAGGAAAAUUGUUAGAAGUAAAGUUGUAGCAACUCUAGUCAACUUCAAUUUAAGCAAAGAACGACUCAUGUUGACUAAAAAAAGUGUGAAAAUAUGGAUGUUUUUUGUGAAUAACUCAAAACUCAUGAGGAAAUUUUGUUGGAUAACUCCAGUUUCGGAUUCAGCACCCAAAAAAAAACAUUGGAAACGAUAAUAAAAAAAAGAUUACUGUAUUUUUGCAAUGAGAGGUUGUUUGUUGACACCAUUUUUCUGGGUUAAAGACGACCCGGGUUGGAAUCCUGGAGGGUACGAACACUGGAUUUUUCACAAAAAAUGGAAAACAUGACAAACGUUGCUGCGGUUUGUUGGUUUUUUUCGGGGUACUGUCGUUUCCCCAACAAAUUCAUUCCAUCAUUGCUCUAUACAUCAUCUCAUCUCACAUCACUCAUUCUUCGGGUUGGCCAAAUGACAGGUCUGUCCCUCAGGGUAACUGGCUUCUGUGAGUGUAAGACCCAUUUCAUCCAUGCAGACCCUACCUUAGGUGGGAAACUACAUUACUGCAUGUAUAAGAGAUGCACAGAGCAAUGGAUUUUACCCAACAGAAAAAAUACAAUCUAAUAUUUACUCGAGACAGAAAAUUAUGAGUAAUUUUUAAUUAUUGGCUGGUCAGCAUUUUUGAACAGUGAGUUGAGAACAUCUGUGAAAGACGAACUUCAAUGAGUCUCAAUUGAAAAAAUUGCAUGAAUUUUUCUUGACCAUUUUCAAGUUUUUGUAAUCACAAAGUCUGUCACUAAUUCUAAAUUGCUCUCUUGGCUAAAUAAUUAGUUUAUUUCUAGGCUUAUAUUGAAAUGCUUAUUAAAAUAAACGUAUUGUUUAAACCAUUUAUCUCGAAGUGAUCAAAAAGUUUGAAUCAAGCACAUGAACAAAACAAAAAUACAUAGAAAACAUGAACAUUUUUGUAGUUAUGAGUCAAAUCCCAAUUUUCUCAAAUCAAAAUCACAAAUUCAAAUCACAAAGAGUACUUCGAAUCCACCCCUCUCUCUAAUCACGAUCUAGGUCACAAUGGUCAAAAUUAAAAUGAGGUAAAAGAAAUAAAAGAUAUUAACUGUGGUAUUAAAAACAUUCAGCAGCUUAUGUUUGUCUCAAAAAUCAAGUUUUCAGAAUCAGUUCAUACAUACUAAAUGUGUCCGCCAGCUUGGUCUAGAGGCUAGCGUGUCUGGCCGGUGAGCCAAGCGACCCAGGUUCUAUUCCCAGCCGGGGAAGGAAUUUUCUAAACUGUCUCCCUGGAUUCAGGACUGGGUGUUUGCUAUAUCCCUUUCACCUCCAUCCUACGGAAAGCAAUGGCAACCAUCGUGGAAUAAUCCUGCCCUUGGCAACCAUUGAUACGUCACAGCUGUCAUCACCGUGACAUUUCCAGUGCUCACGACACCCAGUAAUUGGUAAAAUGACUCAUCAUUAUUCUAGGAGUACAAAAUAUAUUGGGGGACAGUAAUAAGAGUGCUGUAUUUUUAAUCCUCUGUUGCACUAUAAAAAAAUACAAACUUACAUUACGAAAAUUUCAGCAGGGUUUUACUUAUUUUUCUAAUCAUGAGGCGCAGUGUGCUGCACUAUUCACAUUUCUUGCGACAUGUCUUAAUUCGGGAGCCAGUGUGCUACGCGAUUAGUUUAUCAGUCUUACAAUGGCAUCAUGAGGGACAGAGAGGUCUAGGCGUAGGCCCUGCAUCUCUGGUCACUGGCGGAUAACUUCUUCAAAGCAGGUAUCGAGACGCUUGUGUUACAAUAUGACAAAUGCCUCAACCGUUUUGGUUAUGUAGAAAAAUAAGUAAGACCCUGCUGAACUUUUAGUAAUAAAAUAAUUAUCUUAUGUAUAUUGGUCUUUUUUUAUAGUCCAUCGAAGGACGGAAAAAAAAAAACAGCACUCGUAUAACUUCAGAAUUGUCAGUGUUGAAUUUUGGAACUACAGUAGAGUCUCGCUAAUCCGGACUUGUCUGGACCUCAAGGUCAGUAGCUCAGCAGACGAUGUGUCGCUUUGCUUCUCAAAGUAACUCAGCAACCCCUCCAGCAUUGUAGUCGCUUCGUCAUGAGUUGGGCUAGCUGAUUUCUCCGUACCUCCAUCAUCAUCUUCCUAACUAUUUCAGUUGCCAUGUUUGCAAUGCAUGCCUCACGAUUUGAUGCCCAAUACCGCUGUCACUGUUAAUCCAUUCUGAUAUGUCAGUCUCCUCUAUGUUGGCACAACCCUCCAACUGUUGAAAAACAUGUACAAAAUCAAAGAUAGUUGAAGUUGGUUGAGUUUCGUCUUGUCCAUAUUUUUCCUGUGAAAUGCUUGGCCACAAAUUUUUCCAGCUUUUUUGAAGAGUUGACGACUUAAUUUCUUCCCAAGCUUCCGCAGCCAAGUAAAUGACAGUUUUCAUUGUUACUUUUUUAAUAUGAUGCAUUAAGUUAGCUGAUGGGUCUGCUUAUUGUUGCUCUAAAAGAGACAUGAUCAAAUUUUUCCUAUAUCACCAUUUUAUUGCUUCAAUCUCACCUUGAUCCAUAUGUUGUAUCAAAGAAGUCACGUUUGGUGGCAGAAAUUUUACAAAAGUUUCACCAUCUCGCAAUUCUUCUUCACUCGGGUAGCAUGAUGCAUUAUCAAUUAACAACACACAUUUAUUGUUUUAGGAAUAAAUGUUUCAAAAAACAAAGCUUUAACAAUUUUUCCCUCCAUCCAUGCCGAUUUUUGCUAAGUGUACUGGGCUGGAAGAGCAUUUCUAUUAGGAUUUUUAAGGGUCCUAGUCUUAGCCGAUUUGCCUAUAACCAAAAGUGGAAAUUUAAAGUUGCCAGAAGCAUUACUACAAGGAAGCAAAGUUACUCUUUCUAUUUUUACCUUAUGACUAGGGGCAGUGAAAAAUGGUGAAUGCGAAAUCGCGAAAUUUUUGUAAAACCCCUUUCAAUUAUCUGUACUGUAUCAAAAAGUGAACUUAACCUAUCCACAGCACACCUAUACACAUUUCGUUUUCGCGAAAUCUUAUUACCACCGCGAAAUAUACCGUCAAGGCGCGAAAUUGGCUACUUGGUAACGAAAUUGCGAAAUGCCUAUCUAAUUUAAUUCGAAAAUACGUUAAAAUUAUUAGCAAUGCACGAAAUAACUUCCGUACAUCGAUACGAUCAUACGAAACUCGACGUAGCGGACUGUACACAAAUGGGAACAGCUUUCCAGACAAAAGAAUAACAAAAAUCACGGAGGAAUGGUAUUGGUUGGAACAGAACUUUUUACGGGCGUGUAUACCAAACAGAACAGCCCGCGAGUUGUUACCUUUGUGCUUUGUUGUCCCUGUUCACGGGAUGUAAAAAAUUAGACGUGUUUGCCAACUGGUUGUUGUGCUACCGCAGAAUAUUAAAAAAAUCGUAACAUAACCUAAUAUAACGUAACACAACCUAAACAUAAAUUAUCUUGACUUUAACUCCCAAAAAAACGCUUCGUUGUCAGUAAAAAUUGUGCAUAAACAUGCCAAAGGUUUUAAGUGUAUUUGAAAGGGCACGGGAGUAUGAAAGUGAAGGGUUUUAUGUGUUUGACAAACAUAAAAAAGUUAUGAUGUGCAAGUACUGCAAUGUAACAGUUGACUGGAAAAGGAAGGAUAGCUGCGAAAAACAUUGUAAACAAAGGUCUUCGCACAAAGUCAACAAAGAUAAUGGUGGCAACGGAGUGAAAAGACAGAUAACAAUUAUUGAAAAUGUGUCUUUGAACAAAAAACUCAAGGCCGAAAAAACUAAAUUGGCGAAAGACACAGUGCGGGCUUUCGUGCAAGCAAACAUCCUGCUUGAAAAACUGGACCAUCCAGGACUGCGAUCUUGGAUGAAUGAAUACAUUCCAGGGUCCGGUGACCUUCCACAUUCAUCUACCUUACGAAGCACUUACCUUGAAAGUUUAAAAGUUGAAGAGGAGGAGAAAAUAAAAGAACUGGUGAAAGGGCAAGACAUUGUUUUAUUGUGUGACGAAACAACCAACAAGAAAGGACAGUGUGUGUUUGUCGUUCUAUUUAAGAUUAUGUCUGCAAGCAGUGAACAAAAAUUGCUUGUAGCUGGGACGAAAGUUUUGAUGAAUGCAAAUUCGACAGAAUGCUCACGAGCAAUUGUUGAUAUAUUGGUGAAAUUUGAUGUAAAAUAUGAUAACGUAAUUUCUUUCACUUGCGACUCGGCGAAGUACAUGACAAAAUGUGCUGACCUUUUGCGCGUUUUGGUAAGUGACAAACUGCUACAUAUUCAGUGCUGGGCACACAAGCUCUGCCUGGUUGGCAAUAUUUGGGUGGCACAGCUUUCCGAACUGAAUGAGUGUGUAAUGAAAACCAAAAUGUUUUUCUUGAAUUCAAGGAAAAGGAAACACCACUAUUUGCAGUUUCUGACGGUAUCGUCCAUUCACCCCAAAUUGUUCCCAUCUCCUGUUUUAACACGCUGGAAUUCGUGGUUCCGUGCUGUGGAGUACAUUGACACAUACUUACCCCAUCUUUUAGAAUACUUCAAGACAGAAGAUGCAGAAACUAGUGGAAGUUCAACAGAAUAUUACAUGCAGAUGUCUAUGGACAAAGUUGCUGUUUUGCAAUGUGAAGCAAGAUUUGUAGUUGAGCACUGUAAAUCAACUGUAGAAUUGCUUGAGAUUUUAGAGGGUUCGUCAUAUCCUUUUGCUCACAGGUUGCUAGGAAAACUUUAUGAUUUGAAAACCAGUUUCAAAUUGGCCAGUGAUAAUACUUUUCAUCCUGAAACAACACAGAUGCUGAACUCACAACUUUGCUUGAAAUCUGCUGUUAGGGCUACUCUUGUUUCAACAGGACAAAAGUCUCUAUUGAAGCUAUCAUCGUUGAUUGCCAGUGAUCCUGCCAAGGAUUUUGUAGAGUGUAUGGGUGCUUUGUUUGAUCCCAGAGAAAUUGCUUGUAAGGGGCUAGAGGUUGACGCUGUUGAGUUGCAGAACAAGGUUGAAAAAGUUCCUUUCCUAUCCCAGGUGCCUUUUCGACUUGUUCUAGAAGGCUACACUCAGACUAAACAGGCAGUCUUAAAAUCAAUUUCUAAGAACGUCGAUAUUCUUACCAUCCUGCUGUCUUUAAAAUCAGAUUUCCCAGAGUAUGCAACCAAUGCUGUGAAGUGCCUGUGGAUCCCUGUUUCCAAUGUUGACAGUGAGAGGGCUUUUUCCAUGUACAGCAACAUCAUGUCCGACAAGCGAACAUCUUUGCGGGCUGAUAACAUUGAAGUUAUGUUGGGAAUGUGUUUUGGAGCUAGCCAUUGAAGUCAAGGAUUUUAAGUUUUUGUGUACUUGCGUUACUACCACAAUUCAGUAUUUUCACAUGUUCUCUAUUUCAUUCUUGUCAGAAACAAUGUAAACAGAUUAAGAAGUCCAUGUUAAGUUACUUAGUUUAUUACUCUAAAAGUACUUUUGCAAAUUAUUCAAAAACAUUGUAGCAGAUUGCUUCAAAAAAAAUCAAGAGGAUCCACAGUCACACUAUGCACGCCACAAACCUGGGUUACAAGUUUUGCAAAUUUUAUAACACAAUUUUUUAGAUUGACUUUGGCUUAUUUUAUGCCUACUGAAAAUUGUAUUACAUUUGGUCAAAAAUAUUAAGAAAUUGUUUGAAAUGAUAUGAAACAAUUUUUUGGUAGGUGUACAGACACAUCUUUGUUUAAACUGUGUUUCGAUUUUUCCAUACAAAUGGAAUUAUUAUAAUUUUUCAAAAGAAGCUGAAAAACACUGCAACAUGGGCAACAUGGCCUUAAAACUGUGUACAAAAUUUGAGGAAACAGUAUGUGGGAAACCACAAAGCAGAGAUAGGACUAGAAGACUAUAUUCAUUAUAUUCUUUAUAAAUUGUAUUAUAAAUCUUAAAUGUGUAUUAUUAUGAAUGUCUUGUGUAAAAAAUUGUUAUAAUUGAAUCUCAUCGCUUAUGAAAUGAAUAAAAAUGAUUCUAAAUA
Molecule: messenger RNA, 9960 nt
Organism: Bacillus rossius redtenbacheri
Lineage: Eukaryota; Metazoa; Arthropoda; Insecta; Phasmatodea; Bacillidae
Exons: 3
Coding region: 7512-9281 (589 amino acids)
Biological process (GO): regulation of transcription by RNA polymerase II
Cellular component (GO): nucleus
Molecular function (GO): double-stranded DNA binding; protein dimerization activity
Source: RefSeq, a predicted model, not a curated record